Mauremys mutica (yellowpond turtle) is the source of this 1691-nucleotide messenger RNA. RefSeq names its product spidroin-2-like. The coding region runs from base 53 to 895 and encodes 280 amino acids. Lineage: Eukaryota; Metazoa; Chordata; Testudines; Geoemydidae. The record is from RefSeq and is a predicted model, not a curated record. The transcript has 2 exons.
ACCAGCCAGCAGAGACGAGGUCAGCCACUGCUGCUCCCUAAAGGCCUCCAGGAUGGUUUGCGGCGGCGGACAGCGGGCCCUUGGCGUGACUCCCAUGAUCCUCCUGGUUCUGUGUCUUCAUCUCCCAGGCUUGGCUUCCAAGUGCAUCCUACGGCUGGAGGAGCCAGCACUGGAACCGCUGCCAGUUGCCAUGGACCCCUACAUGCAGCCGGCGGGGAUCCUGCAGCCCCAGGUCCGCCCGCAGGGGCAGGGGAUUGGUAAUGAGCCUGGGGCAUACGGAGGAACGGUUUCUGGAUCGUAUGGAGGACCCGGGCCCGGAUCAUACGGGAUAGAUGGGCCCGGGGCCUCUGCAGGAACUGGGGCCGGAUCCUACGGAGGAACUGGAUGUGCAUCAAACGAAGCAGCCGGAACUGGGUCAUAUGAACAACCUGGGCCCGGAUCGUAUGGAAUAAAUGGCCCCGGAGCCUAUGAAGGAGGCUCAGUGGGGGGUUCCCCACCACAGUAUGGGAUGCCGGGUGCUGGCUAUGGGGUUGGCUCUGUCAGUCCGUCCGGGCACAUGCGGCCCAUCUAUAAGGACCCCAGCAUCCCCUUCGUGCCAGGUGUCCACGACGAGGCCAGAACCGCAGGGCACAUACGGGUCCCCUAUAGGGGCCCGGUGAGCUAUGCCGGGAAUGCCCAGCCGGGGCAGGGGGCAGGUGGGUUCCUGCGCCCAAAGUACAAGGACCCCAGCAUCCCCUAUGUGCCGAGCCUCUCAGAGCUGCCCAACCAUGCUGGACACAGGGUGUCGUCCAUGCCAGUGGGGGUCUCCAUUGACAAUGCUGUUGUAGGGGGAGCUGGAACAGGAGAUGUGUCCAUGCCAGGCUCUUCCAAUCUCACGCUGCCCGAUGGCCCUUAGUCCACAGGGCGUGAGGAGCGAGCUGGUGAGGGUUAGCAGCUAAGGCAGGAGGAGGGCAGAAUGCCUGGGUUCUGUCCCCAGCUCUGGGGGGUAUGGUUUAGGUGUGAGAGCAAGGGAACGGGACUCAGGACUCCUGGGUUCUAUCCCCAGCUGCAGGAAAAGAGUGGGGUCUAGUGGUUAGAGUGGGAGGCGGGUCAGGACUCCUGGGUUCUAUCCCCAGCUCUUGGCGUGGAGUGGGGGUCUAGUUAUUGGAGCAAGAGAAUGGGGGCUUCUAUCCCAGAUCUGGGGGGAAUGGGGUCUAGUGGUUAGAGCAGGGUGGGACUGGGGAUCAGGACUCCUGGGUUCUGUCCUGGUUCUAUGAGUAGGGUCGAGUGGUUAGAGUGGGAGGAGGAAUAGGGGCCAGGACUGCUGGGUUCAAUCCCAGCUCUGUGAGGGGAGUGGGGUCUAGUAGUUAGAGCAGGGUGGGGGUGGGGGAUGGGAGUCUGUACUCAUGGGUUCUAUCCCCCACUCUCCUGUCAUCUUAUCACAUGCCCCUGACUGGGCCACUCCAUCGCUUUGUGCCUCAGUUUCCCUGUUGUGUUCCAAAACCUUUUGCUCAGGGCUUAGCUGUGGAUGGGGGUAAGUGCUUAUAGCCCUCCCUGUGUAAAUUCCCCACCCCCAUAUCUCCCCCCACCCAGCCUGGGUCGCUUCACCCCUCCCCCCAACCGCGUCUCCUUCCCAUAUGGUCUGUGAUCUCAGGGCCUCUGUAUUGCUGGGAUGCCUGGAUGGGGGUGAGGAGGAUGGCUGUCUCUCUCUC